Molecule: messenger RNA, 2520 nt
Organism: Rhodamnia argentea
Lineage: Eukaryota; Viridiplantae; Streptophyta; Magnoliopsida; Myrtales; Myrtaceae
Product: cyclin-dependent kinase F-4
Exons: 19
Coding region: 1026-2378 (450 amino acids)
Biological process (GO): protein phosphorylation; intracellular signal transduction
Cellular component (GO): cytoplasm; nucleus
Molecular function (GO): ATP binding; protein serine/threonine kinase activity
Source: RefSeq, a predicted model, not a curated record
ACGAAGCGGGGCCUCGUGUUCCCGGACGCAGGCCAAGAUCGGAGAGGAAGACCAGACGGCGGAAUACCUCCCCGAAAAAUUCCUCGAGUGGCGGAGAAGGAAGCCCUCUCUCUCUCUCUUUUUCUCUCUCUAUCUUCCCGUCCUCGGCGACGCUCAUUCAUGCCGUUUGGCUCUCAGGUUACAGUCAAUUAGGAUUGGAAACAGUGUUUGUUUCAUAAGAUAUGGAGCAGCUGCGGUUUUGGUUGAAUCGCCCAAAGUGUUGGAUACUCUCUUUCCAGGAAAUGCUUGAUUGGCGGUUUUUUGUGCUUGGAGAUUUUCUUCAGGUUUCCUUUGUGAAUUGCACAUAGUUGUCAGCUUUUUGGAUGAAUAGUGGAAGAGGAAUAAUGCGAGGUUUUUAUAGCAUAGGAGGCGAAUCAUCAGUGCAUUGUACCAGCUUCAUGUGAAAAUUUCUGAGAGAAGUCGUGGAAGGGCUGAAUGCGGCACCUAACAAUCAAUAUCUGCUUGUGGGCAACUUUACUGGAAGUUGUUGCAUUAGAACAGAAGAUAGUCCUUAUAUAGUGCAGGAUGGUUUGGUUGACCAGAUACUCAUCGUUGGACAUCUGCAAAGGAGUCGUGUGGAUGAGAUAGCUCUUGCUGUAGUUGAAUCUUGGAUACUACUUCCAGAUGCAGUAUCCCUGAAUUGAGAGGCAAUCCUUUUAGUUGGGUGUAAUCGGUUCAGCAUGUUCGAAGGUGUCUGUCCUUUUCUGCCUUUGCAUUGUCACGGGUAUCACGCCUUCAGUUCAAUAAUUAAUAAAGCUGGGAAAUCUGUCUGACAGAAUACGUCAGGUGGCACAAUCGCAGCUUGUGCCUUCCAAUAUGAGCGGUAGAUUCAGCUAGAUGAGCAACGGCAUUUAUUCGUAGUAUAUACAGUUAACUAAGAGUCAUCUGCUUGUAAUUGUUAUACUUCCUGGGACAUUAGUUUUAUUUUGGUCUUCUGGAAUAAAGAAAGAGCCUCAAUCUAUUUCGGUUGCUUUGCUUCUGAAAGAAUGGAGAGGUACAAAUUAAUAAAAGAAGUUGGUGAUGGAACAUUUGGAAGUGUUUGGCGAGCUAUAAAUAAGCUGUCUGGUGAAGUUGUUGCAGUUAAGAAAAUGAAGAAGAAAUAUUACUCGUGGGAGGAGUGCAUAAAUUUGAGAGAAGUGAAGUCAUUGAGGAAGUUAAACCAUCCAAACAUCGUGAAGCUUAAGGAAGUCAUCCGGGAAAAUGAUAUCUUGUAUUUCGUGUUUGAGUACAUGGAGUUCAACUUGUACCAGCUCAUGAAAGACAGAGAAAAAUUAUUUUCUGAAGCAGAAAUCAGAAAUUGGUGCUUUCAAGUAUUUCAAGGUCUUACAUACAUGCAUCAGCGCGGGUACUUCCACCGUGACCUUAAACCAGAAAAUUUGCUGGUUACGAAAGAAACGAUUAAAAUAGCUGAUUUUGGCCUUGCUCGUGAAAUAAAUUCGCGGCCACCAUACACUGAAUACGUCUCAACACGCUGGUAUCGAGCGCCGGAAGUCUUGCUUCAGUCAUUUACGUAUGGUCCUAAAGUUGAUAUGUGGGCUAUGGGUGCUAUAAUGGCUGAAAUGUUCAACCUGCGUCCACUUUUUCCAGGCAGCAGUGAAGCAGAUGAGAUAUACAAAAUAUGCAGUGUAUUAGGUAGUCCUGCCCCAGACUCUUGGGCAGAAGGCCUUCAUCUUGCAAAGGCCAUUAAUUAUCAGUUCCCCCAGUUUUCUGGUGUUGAUCUUUCUGUGGCGAUACCAUCUGCAAGUGAACAUGCUAUUAGUCUUAUAAAGUCACUUUGUUCAUGGGAUCCCUGCAAGAGGCCGACGGCAGCUGAAGCAUUGCAGCUUCCUUUCUUUCAGAGUUGCUUUUAUGUUCCACCGUCUCUUCGUGUGAAAGCAACUGCUCCAAGAACCCCUCCUUCAGUUGGCGCUAGAGCACCUUUGCAGUUGCAAAAUACUAGAAGAACAGCUGCUGUAGCCAGUUCAAAGCUCUCAGGCAACCUUUCAUCGCCAAAACAGCAGCCUGUCAACAAAGGUGUAGAAAGGAAGCUAAACAUGGGCAGUGAGAAGGAUGCAAAUCAUAACAAGUCAUCAAGUACCUUCAUCAAACAACAGAAAUAUCGCCCACCAGGGAAGAACAGCCCAUCCUCUAUAAAUAAGGGUGGAACAGCGAGUGCUGUUGCUGGCGCAGCACAGAAGAUGGCAAACAUGUCACUAAGUUCCCGAAAGGAUUCUGCCAUACCGCGAGUGCCGCACCCUAUGAAGGCCGGAGGAUGGCGUGGUGAGCCUGGCGACAUGUUUCGAAGUAAGCCAAACAAGAUUCCACCUGGCCGUGCCUUUUCGCGGAAAGUCACAGGAUAAGAUGGUUAGCUCUCUUUAUGAUGUUCAAGUAGAUGGUGUCCAAAUAACUAAAAUGUUUCGAUAGCUUUACACCGUGAGUUUGAUGAUUUGACCAAAUGCUUCUUUGGUUAUAUAAAUAUGUGAAUCGACUGUGCUCGCUUUA